Messenger RNA from Cottoperca gobio, 4710 nucleotides. RefSeq names its product plakophilin-4-like. The record is from RefSeq and is a predicted model, not a curated record. Gene Ontology annotation, cellular component: nucleus; adherens junction; cytoplasm. Gene Ontology annotation, molecular function: protein binding. The transcript has 22 exons. Gene Ontology annotation, biological process: cell-cell adhesion. Bases 396 to 3803 code for a protein of 1135 amino acids. NCBI's taxonomy places the organism in Eukaryota, Metazoa, Chordata, Actinopteri, Perciformes, Bovichtidae.
ACAAUCCAUAGCCGCAUGGUGACGUCACGCCGUUGAUCGGUAAUAGUGGCUGGGCGGGUUGGUGGGCGGGUGGCUGUGUGCCGCGCGGACGCCAGGGAUAGAUGGGUGCAUUGAAAUCCUACACCGGAUAAAUAAAAGAAAGCAGAAGAAGAAGACAAUAUCGCAACGAGUGGUGUGUGGACGUGCACGGGACUGUUUGUUUUGUUUAUUUGUCAGCGCGUGGGAAAUGUAGUAGCUGUCACGGCCGCUUGCAGGAGGAGGAUGGAUGCGUAACAGGACGGUUGGAGCCAGCUGUGGCCUGCUUCUAACGGCAACAUCUGGCCGUCCUUCUGCAGGGUCAGAGAGGGCGCCUCAGCAGCCGGCCGGCUCUGGAUUAUAGUACCGAGGUGGAGGAGAUGGAGGAAGGGGACGCAGAGGGGGAAGGGCCCUUGGUGCUCAGAGAGGGGCCGAGCGGUCACGGCCUCCCGCCGAACGCCAGCAGCACCACCACCAACAACCUCCUGGCGUCUGUCAAAGAGCAGGAGCUUCAGUUCGAGCGGCUGACUCGGGAGCUGGAGGAGGAGCGGCAGAUCGUGGCGAGCCAGCUGGAGAGGUGCAUGCUGGGAGCUGAGUCGCCAGCGGGAGACAGUAGCAGCUCAUCCGAGAAGUCGUUUGCAUGGAGAUCUGCAGGUGACGAGUUGCAGGGCGGAGUCAUGGAGGCGUCUGGAUGUCCUGGGCGUCACCUGGAGGCGGCGGAGGAGGGACUCUACAUGCCUGAACUGGACCGCGCCUCCCUGCAUGACAGUGAGGGCUCAGGAGGUCACUCGGCCCAGAUGACCUCGUAUUCAGACAGCGGCUACCAGGACAGCAGCGUUAGCUAUUACAGCAACCAGAACGUGGUGCGCUCGGAGCCCCGAGCCUCGAUAUCCAGAAGCCCAAGAGCCGAGGGUCAAGCCUCUGGGCAGGUGUCUGGCCGGGUGUUGCGGAGGAUGGCCUCGCUCCCCUCCAGGAGCCAGUCUCCCGGCGGCGGCACUGCUGGCACCGUCUCACCCUCCCGCAUCUCCCUGAGAACAUCCCAGGGCAGCAACUACGAUUCCCCCAUCCUCUCGGAGCCAAAGCCUCUGGCCGCCGUGUUCCCCGGCAGCGCCAUGCCGCUCUCCUGCCCUUCGCCAACCUCCCCGACGGACGUCACGCAGGCCCUGGGUGGUGGGGUCUUGGGAAGAGGUGGAGGACGUCUGGGCUCCACUCUGUCUCUGGUGGAGGGGAGGUGUUUGACGGGGUCACCGCUGCGUCCGGGGAUGACGGCGGUGCCGCAGCACUACGGCUCCACGCUGCCCAGGCAGAGCCAGCCGCUGACCUACGGAGCCGAUCCAUACGGCAUGUACCAGAGGAGCGCACUGCCCCGCCCCGACAGCCUCAUAGGGCUUCACAGCUCGUACGUCGGUCACGCGGGGCAGAUAGAUCCGGAGCUGAGGGCGGCGAUGUCUCCAGACUGCCACAUGACGCCCGUCUUCGAUGAGCGCUCCUUCCACAGCCCCCUGUACCACAGCCCCUCCCACGACCCCCAGGACUCCCUCUACAGGACGAACACAGGUAUGGCGACGCUCCCUCGCGCCACAAGCCACUGCGGCACGCUGCCGUUCCAAAGAAGCAGCUACGGGCUGAGCACCGCAGCUCUGUACGUGGACUCCUACAGGGUCGCCGGCGAGCCCGUCUUCUCCCACCGGCACUCUGGCCUGGUGGAGCGGGUGGCCACGCGCACCCCGUCCAUCGAGAGCAUCCAUAAGGACCCCAGGGAGUUUGCCUGGCGCGACCCCGAGCUGCCAGAGGUCAUCCACAUGCUGCAGCAUCACUUCCCCUCCGUCCAGGCCAACGCCGCCGCCUACCUGCAGCAUCUGUGUUACGGAGACAACAGGGUCAAGGUGGAGGUCUGUCACCUGGGAGGGAUCCAGCACCUGGUGGACCUGCUGGAUCACAAGCUGACCGAGGUCCAGAAGAGCGCCUGCGGGGCCCUGAGGAACCUGGUGUACGGCAAGGCCACCGACAACAACAAGGUGGCGCUGAGGAACUGCGGCGGCGUGCCCGCCCUGCUGCGCCUCCUCAGGAAAACCACCGACAACGAAGUGCGCGAGCUGGUCACUGGCGUCCUGUGGAACCUCUCCUCGUGUGACGCAGUGAAGAUGACCAUCAUCCGUGACGCUCUGUCCACGCUGACCAACACGGUGGUCAUCCCCCACUCGGGCUGGAGCAGCGUCUCGCACCGCGACGAACACAAAGUCAAGUUCCAGUCGUCUCUGCUGCUGCGCAACACCACCGGCUGUCUGAGGAACCUGAGCUCAGCAGGGGAGGAGGCGAGGAGUCAGCUGCGUUGCUGUGAAGGUCUGGUGGACUCGCUGCUUCACGUCCUCAAAGCCUGCGUCAACACCUCCGACUACGACAGCAAGAUCGUGGAGAACAGCGUCUGCACCCUGAGGAACCUCUCGUACCGGCUAGAGGUGGAGAUGCCCUCCUCUCGCCUGCUCGGCAACCAGGAGCUGGACACCCUGCUGGGCUUCUCCUCCCCGGCCAAGGAGCUGGACUACAUCUGCUGGGGCAAGAGGAGGCGCGGCAGGAAGAGGGGCGGCUGGCCCGACGACAAGUGGGACGGCGUCGGGCCGAUCCCGGGUUUCUCCCAGCACCUGCGGGGGGCGGAGCUGCUGUGGCACCCGAUGGUGGUGAAGCCGUACCUCAACCUGCUGGCCGAGAGCUCUAACCCCGCCACGCUGGAGGGCGCCGCCGGGUCGCUGCAAAACCUCUCUGCUGGAAACUGGAAGUUCUCAGCCUACAUCCGAGCGGCGGUGCGUAAAGAGAAAGGUCUGCCCAUCCUGGUGGAGCUGCUGAGGAUGGACAACGACCGGGUCGUCUGCUCCGUCGCCACCGCCCUCCGCAACAUGGCGCUGGACAGCCGCAACAAGGAGCUCAUAGGAAAGUACGCCAUGCGGGAUCUGGUGAACCGGCUGCCCGGCGGCAGUCCAGCUGUGCUGUCGGACGAGACGGUGGCGUCGGUGUGCUGCACGCUGCACGAGGUCACCAGCCGCAACAUGGAGAACGCCAAAGCUUUAGCCGACAGCGGAGGCAUCGAGAAGCUGGUGGACAUCAGCAAAGGACGGGGGAAAGGGUACUCGAUGAAGGUCGUGAAGGCAGCGUCUCAGGUGUUGAACACGCUGUGGCAGUACAGAGAGCUGAGGACCCUCUACAAGCAGGACGGCUGGAACUACACUCACUUUGUCACACCUGUGUCCACGCUGGAGCGAGACCGCUACCUGUCCCAGCCGACGCUGCCCACCAGCCCACUGCAGAUGUCCCCCGUCAUCCAAUCAGGCGGGAGCGCAACGUCCUCGCCGGCGAUGCUCGGGAUAAGAAGACACAGUUCAAACUACCAGAGAGCGCAGUCGUCUAUGCAACUCGACACGUAUUAUGGAGACAACAGUUUACACAAACAGCAGUACCCAGGGUCUGAGAAGAAAACUCCGUAUUUCAUUGGGACAUACUCGUCACAGUCAGGAGAGGAUCUGAGACGGUCCCAGCACACGGAGCCGUUUUACGACGAGCCCGACAGGAAGAACUACAACAGCUACAGGAUGUACCUGUCGUCCCCUCAAGGCUACGGAGAGGAGCAGUACGAGGACGAACCGGUCCACCUGACCCCGUCCUCCCCCGACGGUUACGCCGGCCAGUCGCUCCACUUCAAAGCCAACACCAACUACGUGGACUUCUACUCCACCACGCGGAGGCCUUCAAACAGGGCCAACAAGUUCACCGGCUCCCCCGACUCCUGGGUGUAGAAACAGAAUGGACAGCGUGUACGUCGAGCUGUUUCUGUGUGUGUGUGUGUGUGUGUGUGUGUGUGGGGGGGGGGAGCGCACGCCGUGUGAAAGGACGAGGACGCAUGUGAAUGUGCAUCUGUGUUGAAACUGUACCUGAACGACCAGGGCUCGGUUUGACCCUGUGCACAAUAAUGCAGAUAAACGUGACCUUCUAUCCACGCGCCGGCUCCUCGUCGUGCUGCGAGCGGAGGAAGUCUCUGAAAUCAUUUGACCUCUGAAAACACAAACUUUUAUCUGCAUUAUGUCGCACGUGGACUCAGCAUCUAUUCAAAAGGUGCUUUGUGAGAACCCCAGCCCUGACCUUGUUGUUUACGAGUGUUUGUUAAAGUCAACUUCAUUUUUUCUCUCCAGUGAAAACGUGUUUGUUGGCUUUAUAACAUAAAUAUGGUUCGCCAGCAUCAUCAUGAAUGUGAGAGACGAAUACUAUGUAUAGGGAUUAAACACGUGAGCAGCUAAACUAACUAAAACCACAGCAUCAAACCGGAUCAAACUCGCUCUACGAAUGAAAACAUGAUUGGACCCAGGUGUCGGGAACCUCUCAGACUCAGAGAUCCGGAGUUACAUCUGUAACCUGCGUCUCUGUAUGUUGGCCAAAACGUGCAGUAAUAUCAUAAAGUUUGUGAAAUGUGUGAAACUCUAUUUGUACAGAUACAAUGGUUUAACUGUCCUGUUACAUUGUUGUAUUCAAUAUGUAGAACUUUAUAUGUGGUUGUGUGAAGAAGACUUUUCUAUUAUUUAUUGAUUUCUAUUCAUUUUUCUUGUGACCAAAAUACUCCAUCUGUCUGUUCUGUCCAAAACUGAUGAUGUGCAAUGUUACAGAGGGAAAUAUAUGUAUAGGGAUUAAAGAUUAUAUCAUGGCAGGAUA